AAAUUCAUCUUCCUUUCCUUUCCCCUUUCAUCAUUCUCUCUCUUUGGCUCAGCAACGCGAUUGACCGCUUGCUUGAUGGCCUGAAACCUGCAUCCCCACCCUGCUUGAAAUUUGCUAUCAAACUUCUCUUUAAUUUUCUGUUUGUGUCUAUCAAUGGCGAAAACCAAUAUUGGGUCAUUCUUCAAUAAAUUCCUCUCUCUCUCUAUCCUUCUUCUCCACCUCGGCUGCUUCGUUUUCACCGCCGCUAAAGACCACCAAAAGCCAACCAAGAAACGCAAAUCCUCACCUCUUUCUCCUAAUUCUCACAAGCACCGGAAAGCUCUUUCCUCCACCUGGACUUUUAUCAAACGCAUUUUUUCUUCUACUUCCAAAGCCAACGGCAAAAACAACGUCCAAGCACACCCUCCGACAUCAGAAACCACACCGGCGUUAACCUCUGCAAGAAACUCCCAACAAUCCCUUGUCUCCAUGGUUAUCCCACCUGAAACUCAUUUAUCAGAUUCAGAUAACGUUCAUCCGCGCCAUCAAAUACAAUCUGGGUCUUGUCCAGAAUCCGACAUCUCGUCGGACUGCCCGUUUUUCCCUCUACGUAAUGAUAUCUUCCCAUGCACAGCUUGCGGGGAGAUUUUCCAGAAACCCCAUUUUCUCGAACAACAUCAAGCGACCGAGCACGCCGUAUGCGAACUCACUGAUGGGGAUUCAGGCAACAACAUAGUCCGGAUCAUAUUCAAAACCGGUUGGACCGACAAAGUUAAGAACCCUGAAAUCCACCGUAUUUUGAAGAUCCAUAACAGCCCAAAGAUCCUAACGAGGUUCGAAGAGUACAGAGAGCUUGUCAAAGCGAAAGCCGCGAGAAACGGUGCGAUGGGGAGAAGAGAUGAGAGGUGCAUAGCUGAUGGGAACGAACUGUUGAGAUUUAACUGCUCGACUUUCACGUGUGAUUUGGGACUUAACGGGAGCUCAAGCAUUUGUAAUCAACAAUACUGUAGCGUUUGUGGGAUAAUUAAGUCUGGGUUUUCGCCCAAAAUGGAUGGAAUCUCCACGCUAUCCACGAGCUGGAGAGCGCACAUGGCAAUCCCCGAGGAUGUCGAGGAAGACUUCAAGUUCAUGAACGUUAAACGAGCCAUGCUUGUCUGUCGGGUCGUGGCGGGUCGGGUUGGAUCAGAAGGUGAAGAAAUAAACAAGGAAGAUGGUGGGUUUGAUUCGGUGAUCGGAAGGGGAGGAGGGUCAGGGAGUGGCGCAUAUACCAAGCUUGAUGAGGAAGAGCUGUUGGUGUUCAAUCCAAGGGCGGUGCUGCCUUGCUUUAUCAUUGUGUACACCGUUUAAGUGUGAGAUCGUGUGUUUUUGUACCCUUGUGUCUGUGAGGCUGUGACCCAAAAAUAAAAAGGGGUUUACAGCUAAAAUUAACCAUAUGAUCAUGGAGAUUGCUGUUAUGCGUUGAUAGAUUAUUAUGUAUGCUGGGUUAAACCAGGAUUUAACUCGUGUAUCUUAGACUGUGAUGUAAAUCUUGUGUUUGA
Molecule: messenger RNA, 1517 nt
Organism: Hibiscus syriacus
Lineage: Eukaryota; Viridiplantae; Streptophyta; Magnoliopsida; Malvales; Malvaceae
Exons: 2
Coding region: 154-1326 (390 amino acids)
Source: RefSeq, a predicted model, not a curated record